Messenger RNA from Tigriopus californicus, 2623 nucleotides. RefSeq names its product rhomboid-related protein 2-like. Bases 1487 to 2563 code for a protein of 358 amino acids. The transcript has a single exon. Gene Ontology annotation, cellular component: membrane. The record is from RefSeq and is a predicted model, not a curated record. Gene Ontology annotation, molecular function: serine-type endopeptidase activity. NCBI's taxonomy places the organism in Eukaryota, Metazoa, Arthropoda, Copepoda, Harpacticoida, Harpacticidae.
CAGAACGAACCAUCAUACCAGGUUGUGGGGAUGGUUUGGACUUGUACCUGAGCGCCGUUGAAUGAAGCGGCUUUUUGGAUUGGACCGGUAUCGAGGGUAUAGGUAGAUAGAUUCUAGGAAGUAGGCCGGGGAAAUUAUUGGUGAAUGUAGUAGUAGUAGAGGGAGUCAUCACAGGAUGGAGGUUCUCGCAUACUCACACAAACAGACACCUGUAUGAAGCUCGAGGGGGGAUUUAAACAUGAUGAUGGCCAACUGGGAACCGAAGGUGGCAGUCGUCCAACCAUCCAUCCAGGCCGAGAGCAGCAUUUUGGCUGGCCGAAUGGUGCCAUUUGGCCGCCUCACCUUCCUGCCUUCUUUCGCUCGUUCGUUCGUUCUUUAGUGUCUCGUAGAUCCGAUGAGAGAUUCUGAUCAAGUAAUCACUCGGUGGAAGUGCAGAAGUGCUAUUGCCAAAUGGGUGCCAUUCGAGAUCUCCGGGCCCAUAAAUUCGUGGCUGUAAGCUUGAACAUCAUCGGACCCAUUCUCAAUUGUGACGUGCUAGAUUCCAUGUGUUGGUGACUUUGAAUUCGAUGCAGCCGAGUGCCAAGGUACAACGAGAAAGACUAGCAAUUGGCCCCAUGUGGAAUUGUAAUUAGACACAUGCAUCCCAUUUUCGGAAGCACAUCUCUUUUUGCUGGCUAGCUCACCUUGCUCAAACUCCGCCUCCCUCCCCUUACUUGUUCCGUUCCUCGGCUUUUUUUGUUGCUGCCUGUCGGUUUCCAACUUCCACUAACUUGCAUCAACUUCCAACUGUGCGACAGCUCAGGCAUAUCAACAUUGCCAUCAUUCGCCUCCCGAAUGGCAUGAGGCGAAUCAGCCUUUUUGAUAUCCACUUCGUCUUCUACGUACAAUGCAUGCAUACAUACGAUGUCGUCUGUAAACUGGCAGGCGAAAAUAAGUUGUUGAUGUGCUCCUUGGUUUCGGAAAUUCAACAUCGCCACUUCCUGAGGCAACGCCUAGUUCAUCUGAGAAGACCUCAAACCUGAGCAGUCUAUUUGGCUCCAUUCAAAAGUGCAAACCCUAGGCCCUUCACUCAUUUGCUCAAAGUUCAUGGCUUCUCACGAAUGGUGGGUGCAUUGAACAUUUGUGCGAAUUCGGUGUCAAGGCCUCUUCAUCAUCCAGUGUGACCUAUUCAAUGAGUUGCUGUCAUUCGUGAAGACCAAGGCAACUUCAACUUCGUCGCUGUUAGUGUACUUCCUUCCGACCGUCAAUUCAAGGAGAGGCCGAGGUCUUCUUCCAGGGGAACAGCCCUGGUAUUUACUUUCUCAAACAGGUCGACCGACUCUCGCCCCGUUGUUCCUGUUGUUCCUGUUGUUCCUGUCUUGCGGCGAGAUUCAAUCGAUAGCGUCUUGACAACGGAUAUUAGUCAUAACAUUGAGGCAAGAGGCCAACUGAGUCAUUGUCGGAGAGUUUCGACAUUAGCUCUGAAAAGAGAUUGGAAUCCGCCACAAUGACGGCGCAUCAGCUCCAAGCAGUGUUCCAAGAGUUGGACUACCUGGAUGACGGCUACCAAGAUGGGUUCGUCUCUCAUGUGGGCUUAAGGCGAAUCAUCCUCGAGACUCCGGAAUUGGAAGCUGAGAUCGGACCCACACUCACCCGAGCAUUGCUAGUCCGGGCAGAGCAGAACCUGUACGGCAGACUAACCUUUGAGGAGUUCGUGUUUCUGGCUCGAGAAGUGGACCAUUACACCCAAGGGCGUCACCACCCGAAACGUGUGGCACCCAUGGCGCCUCGCAAUCAAGUUCACAAUGCCGCAUGUAAAAUCGCCAUCCCCAUCUCGGAACGAGACGAGCGGAUCUCCUACCUGGACGAAUAUUCGUGCCGACCCCCACCCUUGUUCCUACCCUUGGUCAGCAUAGCUCAAAUUGGCGUGUUCGUGUGGCAUGUUGUCUCCUUGACCAACCGAGGCGAGAAUGUGGGCCCCAAUGGCCCACCUUACAUUGGCGACCUGAUCUUCAAUCCCAACCUCAAGUUCGAAGUGUGGCGCUUUGCCUCCUACAUGUUAGUCCACUCCGGCUACUUCCACAUCAUCUUCAAUGUGCUCAUCCAGCUGCUCCUCGGGAUUCCCCUGGAGAUGGUGCAUCGAUGGUGGAGGAUCAUGCUAAUUUACAUCUGUGGGGUCGUGGCCGGCUCGUUGGCCUCCAGUAUCACCGAUCCCAACGUGUACCUGGCGGGUGCCUCCGGAGGAGUGUAUGCUCUCAUCACGGCUCACCUGGCCAACGUGGUAUUCAAUUGGAAAGAAAUGGAGUUUCCCUUCCUCCGAUUGGUGGCCUUUCUCCUGUUGACGGGCGUUGACACGGGUGUGGCUGUGUACUACCGAUACUUCAAGAGGGUGGAUACAAAAGUGAGCUACGUGGCCCACAUAGCCGGGGCCUUGGUGGGGCUGCUGUUGGGAAUCGUUGUGUUGCGGAACCUUCGCGUACAUUCUUGGGAGCGAGUCAUUUGGUGGUUCUCCCUCCUCCUAUUCCUGGGCUUGUUUCUCUCAGCCAUUGUGUGGAACGCAGUAUUGAUAGGCCUAGCGGUUUAAAAAGGCCUAUUUUCUAUAUUUUUGUACCAUAGUCUGAUUGAAUAAACAGAUUAACUUUGA